Messenger RNA from Glycine soja, 516 nucleotides. RefSeq lists its product as uncharacterized. The record is from RefSeq and is a predicted model, not a curated record. The transcript has a single exon. The coding region runs from base 1 to 516 and encodes 171 amino acids. Lineage: Eukaryota; Viridiplantae; Streptophyta; Magnoliopsida; Fabales; Fabaceae.
AUGGACAACACUCUUCGUCUUCACCAAGACUCUGGUCCUUUGUUACUUGAUCCAUUACCUUAUAAACGCUUGAUUGGCCGCCUUAUCUACCUCACCAACACUCGUCCACACAUUGCCUUCACCACACAACAACUUAGUCAAUUCAUGUCUCUACCACCAACUCAGACACAUCUCUGUGCUGCUACUCGUGUUCUCAAAUACCUCAAAGGAUGUCCAAGAAAAGGGCUCUCUUUUAGUAGAGAAUCUCCCAUUCAAAUUCUUGGAUUCAGUGAUGCCGAUUGGGCAACAUGUAUUGAUUCAAGCAAGUCAAUCACAUGGUACUGCUUCUUUCUUGGUAGUUCUCUAAUCUCAUGGAAAGCUAAGAAACAAAACACUGUUUCCCGCUCAUCCUCAUCCUCUGAAGCUAAGUAUAGAGCUCUCACCUCCACCACAUGCGAAUUACAGUGGCUUACUUACCUUCUAAAAGAUCUCCAUGUUACUUUGAUAUAUUGUGACAAUCAAAGUGCUUUGCAAUAG